Molecule: messenger RNA, 1435 nt
Organism: Acaulospora morrowiae
Lineage: Eukaryota; Fungi; Glomeromycota; Glomeromycetes; Diversisporales; Acaulosporaceae
Source: the annotation of a GenBank genome assembly
AACUUUUUGACAAGAAGCACACAACAGAACUUUUUGACAAGAAGCUCACAACAGAACUUUUUGACAAGAAGCACGCAACAGAACUUUUUGACAAGAAGCUCACAACAGAACUUUUUGACAAGAAGCAUGCAAUAGAACUUUUUGACAAGAAGCACGCAACAGAACUUUUUGACAAGAAGCUCACAACAGAACUUUUUUACAAGAAGCUCACAACAGAACUUUUUGACAAGAAGCACGCAACAGAACUUUUUGACAAGAAGCCCACAACAGAACUUCACACCGUGUCUAUCAUAUGUCGACCUCUGGGAGGGGGUCAUGUUUUCAACGCCGAGGUGCAUCUUCAUAACGCUUUCGUUUCCAUCUUCUCACGCAGUGCUCAAAAAGACAUUGAAUCGAAAGUCACUAAAUUCAUCUUUAACUUUAGUGGAAUGCUUGCGUUUAUUUGUAAAUUUGCCUCCGUCGGAACCCCCAGCAACGUUACUUCACUUGGGUGUAAAACCAUACUUUACACUGCAAGCCUGGCCAAUUUGAUUUACGGGGGAUCUUUGAGCAUAUUUUUGUUACGAAGAUUGAAGCAAUUUGAAAUGGAUUAUGACCAAUUGAUUGGUCUCGUGUUGGUAGCCGCAAGAACGGCGACUAAUAUCACGCAUAUAGUAUUCCUCGGCCCCGAAGCGCACGUCAUCACUUCUCCAUAUAGCCUCUAUAAAACGAUAAAUGUUUGUGUAUACAAUUACGAUACUACAUUCAGACCGCAAUUAGCCACCACACUUGUUGACUUUGCGAUCGACCUAUACGUCGCGGUCCGAUUGGUCCCGUCCUUCAGAAAGACAGGUCGCGAUAUAAAUCCGGAUGUUAAUAAUUAUAUCUCGACAUCUUUUUCGGGAGUCUUAAGUCUUUCCGGUAUUUUUGGAACCCCUGUGUUUCUUGAAAAACUCAUUUUCACGAGUAAAUUAGAAGCAAUGGAUGCAUUAUAUACCGAAGAAGAUUCCUUAAACAUCCCCCGAAACUCGAAACAAUGGAGAAUCAAAAAUCUGGAGGACAGCAUAAAGGAGCUUGACAAUAUAAUUCAGAAACUUAAUUCCGUGGAAUAUAGACGUGGCCUUAUUACUUACUUUAUGCAAAAUUUGAUACCCAUAAAAAAUGAAAUGAUGAAAAGGAAAUCUGAAAAAGAAACGCUUACGGGGAAAGAUAAAGUGGAAGCUACUGAAGAAGAUACGUGGAAAGAAAAAGACAUCAAAGAAAGUACGUGGAAAGACAAAGAUAUCUUAGAGAAUCCGAACAAUCAAGCGAAUAAUAAAUCUCCAGAAUUCGAUUACAUUCAACAUUUAUCAUUGCCAUACGCACGUCAUGCCAUGAUGACAAAAUUUAAAAGGAUUGUAGAGAUGAACGAAAUGGAAAAAAAAGGAGAGAUCGAUGAAGAAAUUUAUCGAAUAGA